CAGUCCUGAUCCCGGAUCGCAGCAGGAGUCGCCCCGGGCUGCCUUCGGGGUAGAUCUACGAAGUGUUCUCCGGCAGGUAGGGGUGAGUGCCCGGGUCCAAGUCCCGGUCCAUUGUCCUCUGUUGCCGCUUCUGUAAAUCCCCGUGCGCGGGGCUUAGGGCGAGCGGCUGGCUGCAGGCGCUGGACCUCGAGCAGGGCGCGUAGGCGAGCCCGCCGGGCCACCCGUGCCAUGGGGCUACGCGGUGGUGCGACCGGGACUCCGGGAUCCGCAGGAGACGAGCCCCUUCGUCCUUCCGUCCCGUGCGCAAUUACAAGAACCCAUUCCCAGGCCUCUGACCCGGGGUCGCCGCCCCCUCCCUGUGCUUGUGCCGGCAGGUGCCAGACAGCUGAGGACCCGAAAGAGUUAAGGCCACGGGCCCCAGCGCUGCCCUGAGCCCCGGGCGCGGCAGUGGCCGGCUGCUGGCCGUCGAGCGCGGAGGCGCGGGGGCCACGGUGGCGGGCGGGUUGCGCUUCCUCCUCCUCCUCCCUCCGCCUCCGCCUUUGUAACGAGUUCCCGGCCCCUCUCCUCCCCCGCCCCCAGCCCGGGCCCGCUCGCUCCCUCGCUCCCUUUCUUCCUGCCUCGCCUUCCUGCAGCGAAGGAGGCUCAUCUAUUAUAAAUGCACAGUCGGGGCUGACAUCAGCGGCGACGAGCGGUCCCCGCGCGCUGCCCGCUCGGAGCGCAGCCCCCAGGCUCGGCCCAGCCGCCGGCGGGGCGCAGGGAGCGCGUCAGACCCUUCCCGCCGCCCGCACCGCUGCCCGCUUUCCUGCAUGACUGUCACAAAGAUGUCCUGGCGUCCGCAGUACCGCAGCUCCAAGUUCCGAAACGUCUACGGGAAGGUGGCCAACCGUGAGCAUUGCUUUGACGGCAUCCCUAUCACCAAGAAUGUGCACGAUAACCAUUUCUGCGCUGUCAAUGCCCGCUUCCUGGCCAUCGUCACUGAGAGCGCUGGGGGCGGCUCCUUCCUCGUCAUCCCCCUGGAGCAGACAGGUAGGAUCGAGCCCAACUACCCCAAGGUCUGCGGCCAUCAGGGCAACGUGCUGGACAUCAAAUGGAACCCCUUCAUCGACAACAUCAUCGCCUCAUGCUCCGAGGACACGUCAGUGCGGAUCUGGGAGAUCCCCGAGGGCGGGCUGAAGCGGAACAUGACAGAGGCGCUCCUGGAGCUGCAUGGGCACAGCCGACGCGUGGGGCUGGUCGAGUGGCACCCUACCACCAACAACAUCCUCUUCAGUGCUGGCUAUGACUACAAGGUACUCAUCUGGAACCUGGACGUGGGCGAGCCAGUGAAGAUGAUCGACUGCCACACGGACGUGAUCCUCUGCCUGUCCUUCAACACAGACGGCAGCCUGCUUACCACCACAUGCAAGGACAAGAAGCUACGCGUCAUUGAGCCCCGCUCAGGCCGCGUUUUGCAGGAGGCAAACUGCAAAAACCACAGAGUGAACCGAGUGGUGUUCCUGGGAAACACAAAGCGGCUCCUCACCACGGGGGUCUCCAGGUGGAACACAAGACAGAUUGCUCUCUGGGACCAGGAGGACCUGUCGAUGCCCCUGAUUGAGGAGGAGAUUGACGGCCUCUCUGGUCUCCUGUUCCCCUUCUACGACGCCGAUACUCAUAUGCUCUACCUGGCAGGAAAGGGGGAUGGAAACAUCCGAUACUACGAGAUCAGCACGGAGAAGCCCUACCUGAGUUACCUCAUGGAGUUCCGCUCCCCAGCCCCACAGAAGGGCCUAGGGGUCAUGCCCAAACAUGGCCUGGACGUGUCAGCCUGCGAGGUGUUCCGCUUCUACAAGCUGGUCACGCUCAAGGGCCUCAUCGAGCCCAUUUCCAUGAUCGUGCCCCGGAGGUCGGAUUCCUACCAGGAAGACAUUUACCCCAUGACUCCAGGCACGGAGCCAGCUCUGACCCCGGAUGAGUGGCUGGGAGGCAUCAACCGAGAUCCUGUACUGAUGUCUUUGAAAGAAGGCUACAAGAAGUCCUCCAAACUGGUAUUCAAGGCCCCCAUCAAAGAGAAGAAGAGCGUUGUGGUCAAUGGCAUCGAUUUAUUAGAGAAUGUCCCGCCCAGGACGGAGAACGAGCUCCUGCGCAUGUUCUUCCGGCAGCAGGAUGAAAUCCGGCGGCUGAAGGAGGAGCUAGGCCAGAAGGACAUCCGCAUUCGGCAGCUGCAGCUGGAGCUCAAGAACUUGCGCAACAGCCCCAAGAACUGCUAGCUUCCGCGGGGGCUGCCGCGCCCGCCCGUCGCCGCCGUGUCUCCACUUGCUGGGACCUUCCCCUUUCUCCCCGGCCCCAGCCGCGCAGCUAGGAGUGGAGCCCACAGUGGUGGGCUGGAAGAGAACUGGGACCUCCUGAGGCCUGCCCUCCUUUCCUGGAGACCGCCAGCUGGCAGCCCC
Ochotona princeps (American pika) is the source of this 2429-nucleotide messenger RNA. RefSeq names its product coronin 2B (gene CORO2B). The transcript is spliced from 12 exons. Gene Ontology annotation, molecular function: actin filament binding. The record is from RefSeq and is a predicted model, not a curated record. Gene Ontology annotation, biological process: actin filament organization. Bases 807 to 2249 code for a protein of 480 amino acids. NCBI's taxonomy places the organism in Eukaryota, Metazoa, Chordata, Mammalia, Lagomorpha, Ochotonidae.